GUCGAUUACGUGACACAGGCCGAGUCGGGAAAUCGGCCAGAAAUUGCACCGACUUGCGGAAGGCGAUCGUGUGCCCACCGAUUCUCCGAGCCGUUCCGGGGAUAAGCUAUCCGGGAAUUUUCAUCUCGGACGUCAUCAAUGACUCCGGAGAUGGGGCCAGAGGAUUAUUGCAUUUCGCCCUUGUCUUUCCCUUCAUCUCCCCCCCUCCAUGUCCUCAUCCAGUCACUUGUAGCUACAUCACACUCAUUGCCCAUGGUGCUCGACUGUUGAUCAUCACCGAUCCCCCCCAGCAUGUUGCGCAACGCCAUGCAAGGCCACUCAGCGCGCGCCACCAUGCGCUGCCGACACAGAACGCUCGCACCAUCGUUGCGAAGAUUACAAUCAGGUGGUCCUUUCCAGGCCAUGCGGCCGCCGUCGCCAGAGGAGCUUGGUGCCCCCCGGCGGGCGAAGGAAUACAGACGGGGACGGCGGUGGGCGCGGCGCUUGCUCUUGACAUGCGUCUUGGGAGGUACUAUUUAUCUCGGCGAUCGUCAGAUAUACGCAUCUGGUUUUGGCCGCUCUCUACAUACUUUCGGAACCGGCUUGCUCGUAGCCUUCGACUACAAGCUGAAUUUUCGACCCCAGCCUAUUACUGGCGGGACGGUGCAGGACUUGCAUAAUCGGAAUGCCGAGCGGCUGUUCAACCUUCUCCGUUCCAAUGGUGGACUUUAUCUCAAGAUCGGACAAGCCAUUGCAAUGCAGAGUGCCGUACUGCCCCCCGAAUUCCAAAAGAUGUUCAGCCGCAUGUUUGACGACGCACCGCAAGACGAUUGGAGUGACAUCGAAGCAGUGAUAAGACAAGAUUUUGGAAAAAGUGUCGAAGAGGUCUUUGGCGUCAGCUUCACAGGAAAGGAGGGAUUGGGAUUGAUGGAGCGCAAGGCUCGAGCGAGUGCAAGUGUUGCUCAAGUCCAUUGGGCCAGACUUGCGGAUGGUCGCGAAGUCGCUAUCAAAAUACAGAAACGGGAGAUUGCCAAGCAAAUAUCAUGGGAUCUAUGGGCCUUCAAGACCGUCGCAUGGAUCUAUUCCAAGUGGUUUGACCUCCCACUGUAUAAACUAGUCCCUUUCAUCACGGAGCGACUCGAGCUAGAGACUGAUUUCGUCAAUGAGGCCAAAAAUUCAGAAAAAAUGCGAGAGCUUGUUAAUGCAGAGAAAGCCUUGAAAGGGAGGGUAUACAUUCCUACAGUUUAUCCCGAAUUUACGACAAAGCGAGUUCUCGUGACCGAGUGGAUCGAGGGUGUGAGGCUUUGGGAUAAGAAAGCCAUAACAUCGAGAUGGCUUGGAGGGCAUGGCAAUGGAUCUCCUGGCGCUGGUCGCCCACUCCCGCAAAUUGAUCUUGAGGCUGCACGUAUUGAGCUUCGGACAAGGCCAUUUCAAGAGAACCUCAAGCCAGAACGUCAGGAAUUAUGGCGAGGCCGACGAGGUCGUGGGGGACUUGGUCUGUCAACGCGAGAAGUCAUGACGACCAUGGUGGACCUCUUUUCCGCACAGAUUUUCAAGUGGGGUGUUGUUCACUGUGAUCCGCACCCUGGCAACAUCUUUAUCAGACGUUUGCCCAAUGGGCGAGCAGAGCUUGUGCUUAUUGACCAUGGCCUCUAUGUGUACAUGUCAUCCAAGUUCAGAAAUGAAUACGCCACCUUCUGGAAAGCGCUCAUGACAUUCGACAAUAAAACAAUAUCACAGGUGACAGAAGCAUGGGGGAUCAAGGCGGCGGAUCUCUUCGCGAGCGCAACAUUACUGCGGCCGUACGAGGGUGGAGAUAAGCGCACGCAUAAUGGGAUAAUGAAAGAGCUCGAAGGCAAUACGCCGGCUGAGCGGCAUUACGCGAUGCAGAAGCGAAUGAAGCAGGGCAUUCGAGAGAUCCUGACAGAUGAAGAUAAGUGGCCACAAGAACUGAUUUUCAUCGGUCGCAAUAUGCGGAUCGUACAAGGCAACAACCAGUAUCUCGGAUCACCAGUCAACCGCGUCAAGAUGAUGGGCGAGUGGGCGAGCCGAAGUCUAUUCGAGGACCCCCAGUUGCCACUGAGCCAACGUCUUCAGAAUCGCUGGCGCCAUAUCAUCUUCAAGACUGUCAUGGUAGCCUCUGAUGUGGCCUUCUACGUCUUUAAGCUGCGCCAGUGGUUGGGUCUUGGAGGGGGAAUGGAGGAUGAAAUGGAAAAAAGAAUGAAGGAUGUCGCACAAGACUUUGGCAUCGAGCUUCAGCAUGAUGUUUUUGAAGGCUGAGCCAGUGCCACUGCAACAGGUCUGGUGGAAAUCUACACUACUCUGUACACAACAACUUAUGACGAAUUCCCCUUUUAUGUAACAAGAAUAUGUACAAUUCAUAUAGAUAGACGACGAUAGGCACUGCCUGGUAUUUAUUUCAUCAUGAGCUUGCCUAAGUCAACAGAUAGAACCCUCUCAAGAUCAGCAAACGAGUUCGAUAGCAUUCAGACCCUUGGACUCGAAUGCAUUGGUAUAGAAACUGUAUGGAAGCGAUGCAAAAAUAUCCCGUUGCAUGUUA
Fusarium oxysporum Fo47 is the source of this 2539-nucleotide messenger RNA. RefSeq names its product ABC1 family-domain-containing protein. The coding region runs from base 292 to 2259 and encodes 655 amino acids. Lineage: Eukaryota; Fungi; Ascomycota; Sordariomycetes; Hypocreales; Nectriaceae. The record is from RefSeq and is a predicted model, not a curated record. The transcript is spliced from 2 exons.